AUGAAUCCAGCUGUGGCGAUAGGGCCUCUCUUGCAACCAGAGCUUAACGACAGUUCCACUUUAAUUCUUAACUUAAUAAAUGGUUCAGAAACAUUUAUGAAUGCUGCUUUUGGAUGGAUCAAUGUGAAGGAUGUUGCAAACGCACAUAUUCUGGCAUAUGAAGAUGCUUCAGCUAAUGGAAGAUAUUGUUUGGUUGAAAAAGUGAUACAUUUCUCUGAACUUAUUAAGAUUUUACAUGAUAUGUAUCCAACAUUGCAAAUUCCGAACAAGUGUGCAGAUGAUAAGCUUUUGAUGCAAACAUUUCAAUUUGCUGACUUCUAA
Messenger RNA from Vicia faba (fava bean), 321 nucleotides. The record is from the annotation of a GenBank genome assembly. Lineage: Eukaryota; Viridiplantae; Streptophyta; Magnoliopsida; Fabales; Fabaceae.